Molecule: messenger RNA, 1531 nt
Organism: Spathaspora passalidarum NRRL Y-27907
Lineage: Eukaryota; Fungi; Ascomycota; Pichiomycetes; Serinales; Debaryomycetaceae
Gene: RPB8
Product: DNA-directed RNA polymerase core subunit
Exons: 1
Coding region: 38-484 (148 amino acids)
Biological process (GO): DNA-templated transcription
Cellular component (GO): RNA polymerase I complex; RNA polymerase II, core complex; RNA polymerase III complex
Molecular function (GO): DNA-directed RNA polymerase activity
Source: RefSeq, a predicted model, not a curated record
AGGACAAAACAUACACAUCACAUACAAUCUAAUCAAAAUGUCCGGUAUAUUAUUUGAAGAUAUGUUUAUUGUGGAUUCCACAGACGCAGCAAGAUACAACAAAGUCUGUAGAAUAACAGGUCACUCAUCUACAUCUCAAGACAUCAAAAUCACCUUAGAUAUAAAUAGUGAAUUAUUCCCUGUCAAGACCAAGGACUCUUUAACCAUCACCUUGGCUUCAUCUUUGGGUAAUGAAUCUUCCAUGUUGACUUCCAAUGGUUCUUGGAGACCACCAAAGGCUGAUGACAGAUCCUUGGCUGAUGAUUAUGAUUAUGUUAUGUACGGAACUGUUUAUAAAUUCGAAGAAAACGCCGACAGCGACAAGAUGUCAGUUUACAUUUCAUUCGGUGGGUUAUUGAUGCGUUUAGAAGGUGGUUACCGUUCAUUGUCCAACUUGAAACAAGAAAACGCAUAUAUUUUGAUUCGUCAUUAUAAGGACAACUAAGGGAUUCGGUCUAGCAUACAACUAGAGUCUCCUUGUGGGCAUCUUAUAUUUUAUGUACUAUAUAUUUUAUCCAUAAUAGAGGAUCAUUUAAUUUUCAGUGUGUCAAGUAAACUUAAACUUACUGCUAGCGUACUUAUUUUUUCUACAGUGGUAAAUUGCGAUCACAAAGGAAAAGUGUUCUAGUUCUUUCCCACUAACCAUGGACGAUACAGAUAAACGUAUGUAUGGAAAUGUAUAAUCACUUGCUAUAUGCCUGAUACUAAUCUAAUCCAGCUGAUCCGAUUUUAAAACAGAUUCCAUUGAUAAAGAAUCCGUCAUAUCAACCACCAAAACCAAUAACCCUAAAUACUAAUUAUAACAAACUAAUACCUUCACUUUCCAAUACUGUGAUACCACCCAAGCUUAACGUUGGUGAAACUGAAAUAAAUGCGUGGCUAAAGGAGAUCUGUGCAAUUGAAUCAAGAUUAAACGAUAACAUAACCAACGAUAAGAAUGUACACCAAUUUCAAGAAUGGUCACAUCAACAAACUAUAAAGGUGGCCCCUGGCUUUGAAUACGCUACGGUGAUGCAACCUCAUAAAGUGGGAACUCCGACUCCUGCAAAGGAAGAGCAGCAGGAAACACCUAUUGAUGACAAUGUUAAUGAAUUAGAUAAAGUAUUCGGCAAAUCUUUGAAUAUAUAGAAUGUGUUAGUUUGCCCCUGGUGCAAACUUUCCUUUUACAUUACUUAAUUUCUUUAGUAAUUCUUGUUUCACUUCUUCAUUCAAUGCUUUUUCCAGAUCAAAUGCUGUUGGUUUGUUUUGCAAUCCUCUUUGGUGAAGUUCUAGCAAGGACGGUUGUGAUUGUGAGCUCGAAUUAGUAGUGGUUGUCUGGGAGACAGUUGUCUUUUUCUCUUCCCGUACAAGAAUGGGCCCGAUAAAGUCAUCCAAGUCAGAAUCUUCGUUAGUCGGGUCCACAACGUCACCUUCACUUCUCUUAUUCUUUUCUCUCUGUCUUUUCUCGCGUAGUUCUUUAGGUAUGGUUGGUCCAAACAUGUUGUUUCAGAAA